AUACCAACAAAGCUGUAGUCACGAUAGAGAGCGGUGAACAACUUGAAGAAGCCGAAAAGAGAAAUUCAGUCAUCUUCUUACUAUGGAGAGAAGGAAGUCGACGGGUUGGGAUGACUCGUUCAUGUACACCCAUGUGGACCCGGACCUUCUUCAGGAACGGGUAGCUCUGACGUCACUCGGACUCGGCUUCGCUCGGAGCAGGGUCAUCAACUCCAAGGACAGGGCAAAGCGGAUCGAGCGGCUGCAGAACCAGUUCGACAGUGACUACCUGACUCCGAGCGCGGCGUACGGACGGAGGGAGGAGCUCCACCCGGAGCGUCAGGCGGCCCGCCACCGUAACGCCAUGCGAGGCGCUCUGCCUGCGCAAACCGAGGAGACCUGGAGGCCCAAGAGCUCAUUCGAGAAGAAACUGGAGAGGUCCAACAAUCUGGUGAGGUCGACCCGAACUAGCAUCCGGGGUAUGGAUGACGUGGCCCACGACCCUUACGUCAUGGGGAUCCAGAGUAGGAUGAGGAUGGCGAGGAAGUUUUCAUGGAGUUCGUGAGCAAAGACCGUCAUCAGUAUGAAACAAGCUGGAACUGUAAUUUCCAACACAAGAAAUAGGCUUACCCAAAUUUCGACUGUACAAC
This is a messenger RNA of Branchiostoma belcheri (Belcher's lancelet), 629 nucleotides long. RefSeq lists its product as uncharacterized. The record is from RefSeq and is a predicted model, not a curated record. Bases 83 to 544 code for a protein of 153 amino acids. The transcript has 4 exons. NCBI's taxonomy places the organism in Eukaryota, Metazoa, Chordata, Leptocardii, Amphioxiformes, Branchiostomatidae.